Messenger RNA from Haliotis rubra (blacklip abalone), 1145 nucleotides. RefSeq lists its product as uncharacterized. The transcript is spliced from 4 exons. The record is from RefSeq and is a predicted model, not a curated record. The coding region runs from base 762 to 1067 and encodes 101 amino acids. NCBI's taxonomy places the organism in Eukaryota, Metazoa, Mollusca, Gastropoda, Lepetellida, Haliotidae.
AUUAAUUGUUUUCAAUGACUCAACAACUAUUUUAUUGUAACUGUAAUAACAAGAAAUAAAGUAAAUAUUGUCACUACAUAUAAAUGUAAUUUUUUGUUGUUGUUUUUUUUGUAUCUAGAUGCUGUUUCUUCGUUUUAUUAUUAGAAACGUUGAGAGCACAACCAAAUGUUUUCCAGGUGACUACAGAAACACCUGGCCUAUUGUUAGUACUGAAGAAAUGAAGGACGCUAACAUAGGGUGGUACAUUUGUCCAAUGUCGGUAUUCUAACCUUAGGAGUCUCUUUGUGAAACUAGUGGAAUUUUCCAUCAAUGACCUGUAUUUUGUUUUUAUAGGUCAAUUGAGGAAAUGGUGACCUAAAAAAUGUGGGUCAUUUUUAAGGUCACCAUUUCCUCAAUUUGAUCUUAAAAACAAAAUACAGGUCAUUGAUGGAAAGUUCCAGGGUUUGGUACUCGAAGUUCUUUGUGCCUAUAUUCCCUAUUUAAAACCCCGGGUCCCCAUUCCUACACACUUCACCCCUGGCUCAUUCCACGUCACUGAAAACCUAACCAUUCCACCUAACCAGAAAAAAAUGGCAGAAGAAUUUUUGGAACUGUAAGUAUUUCUCUUUUUUCUAUGUUACAUUUUGAUAAUUAUUGUGAAAGUAAUUUCAUUGUCACAAAAUGUUUUCUGACUAUCAUUUCACAUGAAUCCUUAUGACACUAAGACUAGUGUAAAAUGUCAGUCCUAAAAUCAUUUUUCAUUAUGGAAUUUCAGCCAAGACAUGAUUGAGGAAUUUUCCCCAGUCUCCCCUAACAUCAUGGAUUGGGAUACAGAUGACUUUGAUGACAGUCUUCUUGUGGAAGCUGUUGAGGGCAUGAGCACUUCUGUGGAUGAUGAUGACUGUGUCAUCAUAGGGUGGACAUGCCUGCUACCCCAUCCAUCACCAGUGACGCUACCAACACCAGUGACGUCACCACUGAGGGGGGCAUCCUGCCCCACCUCCUCCCUCUCUAACAGAAGUCAUCCAGGCCCAUAUAGAAUGGAGAAGGCGGGAAGUGGAGAGUGGAAUACGGGCUCUUCAACAUGAAGAGUCCUUAUUGGACAUUUUAGAGAUAGUUAUUAGAGAAUAUUAGGUUUUUGUAGUGUUAGUUAGUAUUAGUUUUGU